CCGACACAACGCCAUUUUGCUCCAAUCCGACUGGCGAAUCAGAUUGGUCCUGAAACUGAUCGAACAAUCCCCUCUGCUGAUUGGCCCGAAGUCAGUUGGGACCGGUUCGAUAUACGCCAUUUGUGCCAUUCACGCCAGCUCGUCUAUGGGCGUGUAAAGUCUGCCCUCACUGGGCGUCGAGGCGCCUAUCACUGCGUCUAUCUCGGACUCAGUCUGUCCAGCCUGCCCUCGUGCGCCCUGUUCUGUCUUGCCCUCGGCGCUUGUGUCCUAUUCUGGCCUGUCCUACCGAAUAAUGCUAUUUCCUUUCCGCCUUGCACCCACCAUCCAAAAUCGCCACUACCGACUGCUUCAAAUACUCUUCCCUCGGCCGGCCUCCGCAUCCCUGCAUCUUCGCAUCUGCGAGUCUUUACAACUUCACGUCUCCGCCUCUCUCAUACACCGUUUGUUUUAGCCUCAAUUUGCGUCAAGUCCUUCCAUUACUACAACCAGCUUCGACGACAUGGCGAAUCGAGUACAGGAUUACGGUAUGGACGUAGCCAUUUCCAGGAAGCCAUUGCUCAACCUCCUUUUGGCGCAGAAAUCACGUGA
This is a messenger RNA of Protopolystoma xenopodis, 588 nucleotides long. Lineage: Eukaryota; Metazoa; Platyhelminthes; Monogenea; Polystomatidea; Polystomatidae. The record is from the annotation of a GenBank genome assembly.